This is a messenger RNA of Coffea arabica (coffee), 2222 nucleotides long. Its product is annotated as SNF1-related protein kinase regulatory subunit gamma-1-like. Lineage: Eukaryota; Viridiplantae; Streptophyta; Magnoliopsida; Gentianales; Rubiaceae. The record is from RefSeq and is a predicted model, not a curated record.
GGGGGGGGGGGUUGCUGGGGGCUUAGUUUCCUGACACGUAUGUAGUGGUUACACGUGGCACCGCCUUCUUCCUCCAAAUAGAAUCUUCAAUAACAAACUCUCGUCACUCUUCACAAGGGACGCUCCAGAAACAAAGAUCUUGGGAAAAGGUAUCACAAGCCCCUUCUGAUCCUUGCAAGUCAAGAGGUGCUACACAGAAAUAGCACGUCAAUUUUUCCUUGGUUUAUAGAUAUUUAGAUAAACAUGGCACAAGCAUCAAAAGGCCCAAAAUCUACAAGUUACGAUGCUUACUUUGAGAAUGUCCAAAGCAGAAAAAUGUUACCUCAAUCGUUGCAGGAGACUCUAACGGCUGCAUUUGCAAGAAUUCCAGUUUCAUCUUUUCCAGAAGUUCCUGGCGGCAAAGUGAUUGAGAUCCCAGCAGACACAUCUAUUGGAGAUGCUGUGAGAGUUUUAUCAGAAAGCAACAUCAUGUCAGCUCCUGUGAGAAACCCUGAUAUUGAAUAUACAACAGAUUGGAGAGAAAGAUACUUGGGAAUCAUAGAUUACGCCGCCAUUGUGCUUUGGGUGCUAGAGACAGCAGGAGUUGCAGCAGCUGCCUUAUCAACUGGUUCUGCAGCUGCUGCCGGGGUAGGUGCUGGUGCUGCAGGCACACUUGGAGCAAUAGCACUAGGUGCAACUGGUCCUGCUGCAAUUGCAGGCCUAACUGUUGCUGCUGUUGGAGCAGCUGUUGCAGGUGGUCUGAGGGCAGAGAAAGGAAUGGCAAAAGAUGCUCCCACUGCAGCUGAUAAGUUGGGCGAGGAUUUCUACAAAGUUAUCCUUCAAGAAGAACCAUUCAAGUCAACCACAGUGAAAUCCAUCCUGAAAUCUUAUCGUUGGGCACCUUUCAUUCCUGUUGCAACAGAUAGUUCAAUGUUGAGUGUCUUGUUGCUUCUCUCAAAGUACAGGCUGAGAAACGUACCUGUUAUUGAAACAGGAAAUUCAUCCAUCAGAAACUUCAUAACUCAAUCUGCUGUAAUCCAUGGUCUAGAGAGAUGCAAGGGAAGGGAUUGGUUUGACUGCAUAUCCGCAAAUCCAAUAUCUAAGUUGGGACUUCCUUUCAUGACACCAGAUGAGGUUGUUAGCGUCCAAAGUGAUGAACUGAUUCUAGAAGCAUUUAAAAAGAUGAAAGAUAACCAAAUUGGUGGACUUCCAGUUGUUGAGGGACCAAAAAAGCAGAUCGUUGGCAGUGUGAGCAUAAGAGACAUCAGAUUCUUGUUGCUUAAGCCUGAACUUUUCUCCAGUUUCAGGGUGCUCACUGUGAAGGAUUUCAUGAACACCAUUGCUUCAGCAAUCCCUCAUACAGGCAAGGUCAUCAGGCCGUUAACAUGCAAGCCUGAUGAAACUCUUGGCAGUGUGAUACAUGCGCUUGCUUCCAACUCAGUCCACAGGAUCUACGUGGUAGGUGACGACAAUGGAGUCACUGGUGUAAUCACACUGAGAGAUGUGAUCUCUUGCUUUAUCUUUGAACCGCCAAACUUCUUCGAUAACUACUUCGGAUUUGCGGCACAAGAAAUGUUGGGCUGUUGAUGUCUUUGCGAGCGAAAUAUGUAACAUUUGUUUGAGUAGACGGUCUUUUAACAGUUCUGUUAAAAAUCAGGUCCCAUCUCUAUAAUAUUACAUGCUAUUGUCGUCAUAUCACUCCUCUAUGGUACUGGAGGGUGAAAUUUUUCCAGUUGCCUUUUGCUCAUUAUAUCCCUGAUUCUUUCCACAUCCUUCCACUUUGCUAGUCCAGCGUAUAUGUUGGAUAGAAUAACGAAGGGAAAAGAAUUAUCUGGCUCUAAAGUUGAAAGCUUUCUAGCAAUCUCUUCGCCCAGCUCAAAAUCUGCAUGCUGUUCACAAGCUCCAAUCAAGGACCAAAGCGCAGCGUAGACAGAGCUGAACAAGCAGUUAAUAAGCUUGUGACGGAUUUCAAACUGGGGAAAAUAUUCUCGGAGAGCAUUUUCCUGAAAAAGAGGAAAGCUUCAGCUUCUUGUCCCAGCUGCGAAAACCCACUGAUCAUCGAAUUCCAUGUUGCUGAAUCUGGCAUCAACUGGUUAUCUUUACAAAAAGCUCAAUUGUAAGCUCACUUUGAUCAUUCAACACCAUUGCUGCAAUCAUUGAAUUCCACGAUUUUAAGCUCCUACCGGGUAUUCUAUUGCUCAGUCUAGCUUUUAUGAAAGCUUUAUUAAUCUAUUGGAACUGCA